CGUUCCGCAGGAGAUCAGUCGAAAAUAUCGGUUUCUUUUUAAUUAUUUUUUACUUUAAAAUUUGAAUUCUCCGUCGCGCCGCAUGGCGAGACAAAUAUAGAAUGAUGUUACCACAUCGCAACCCUUCUUAUAUAAGAAAUGCAUUCCGGUGUCGUGUUGUUCCCAUGGUUUUAUAAAUUGAUCAAAUGAAUGUAAAUAAUAAAACAAUAAGUGGUCGGUGUCAAGUGAUAUCUCCGCCCACAGUGCCCACUGCACUCAUUAUGCGAUUAGUGAAGAUCAUUUGAGGGGGAGUGGGUUAAAAUAGGGAUAAGAUGUCCGGUGAGGGCGAGCGGGCCUCUCGCCCGAACUCCUUGGUUUUGGAGCCACCGGCGCCCGAGCGGGAGCCUCUCCGCUUCGACGUGCAGUUGGUGGGAGCCCCGCCGGAGGUCGAGCAACUUGUUAACAACAUCAAGCAAGUUGCAGAAGACUUUCUUUACCAUUGGAAAACUUUUCCCAUAGUGCUCCCGCAAUCAAGGUUCACAGGCCCUGAUAAUAGGCCGUCCGAUAUUAUAAUUCCUCCACCAUGUGAUGAACUGGAUGCAGCAGCUCUCGAUGCCGGGAUUGAACCCCAUCCCUUGACGCCGAAGCAACUUCACUCCAUUCGCGAGAAAGGCGAAUUCGAGGUCCCGUCCCGCCAUUUUCCCGGUCAAACGCACGUAUGGCGAGUCGCUGGCUGGCUCCAGCGAGGCAGAGUGCGGGCGAGGGAAGAGCUGUACUGUCACGUCGCACGAGCUAUCGCUUUAAUAGUGGUGGUGUCUCGAGAUCGACUGUUAAGAGAUGAACCCUUGUCCCUAAUCGCUGGAGCCAAAGCAUUUAUGGAAGGACUGCAUAGAUUAAUGGAUCUCAUAUUCGGAAUGCCGUCAUUAGAAGCUCGUGAUCUCGAUAAGAAGAUACGCGAGGAACGUUCCCGUUAUCUUGUAGCCGAACUUAUAUGUAAGCCAGAAAACCAGGAAGAUAUAACAGCUCUGGCAGCGUGGGUGACGAGGGGUAUGCGGCGGGCGGCCUCUGAGAAAUCGGAUGCCAGAGACACGCCACGCACUGCCCCUAGAGUGCCCUGCCUUUAUUCUACACCGCAAAGAACGCAGGUGGACCUUCGUCUAUACAGGCGAGAGCUACUUCGCCGCGCGGCGCCAUUUCUGCAAACCAUCUUAGACAGAGAGUCGCGCGGCUGGUUCCUUCACUUUCGGGAAAGGCGUGCAGCGUUGCUCGCCAGUCAGAAGAUGCCUAUGAAGGAUAUCGAGGAGGAAGUAAGUUCAGCAGCCAUGCGGGAAUAUGUAUCCCGCGUGUGCAAUGCAGUCCUUACGUGCGAGCAGUUGGCAUCCUUGGGCCCCAUGAUACCUGAGCUUUUGGCGGCGCAAUUACGAGCUGCGGUCAUUGUUAACAGAGCGGAGGAAGGUGUCCGCCGUAAACUAGAGGCGGGAUUAGCCACGGCCGAAGCCCGCAUCCAAGCAGCGCACCCCAUCCUAUCCCGUGCCGAAGCCUGGAAGAAGGAAAAGCUGGCAUCAGCAGCUCACUCGCUGAGGAGUGAACUGCGCUGGGCUGGUAUGGAGGACGCGGCGAUCGCGAUGCAAGCAACCAAGCUGGCUCAACACAGAUACUUCCUGCUUAGAGAUCUUACCUUCCUGAGGGACCGGGAGCCCUUACUUAUGAAGGAAUUACGUGCAGCGAAAACACCGACCCGCGAGUUCACAUGGGCCACUCGUAUUUGGUUACCACAAAACUGGGCGGUCAUACGUCACUUCCGGGGCCGGUCGGAGCGGAUACCAACCGUUAUUAGCAGCAGGGCUACCAACAUAGUGACACCGCGGUCUGAUCCGUCCCAGCCAGUGUUCCUGGCAGACCGGGAGAAAAUUAGGACAACUACCACACGCUGGCCGGGGUGGAGGUUGCUCAACUUGGCUCAUAGAACCUGGAGCUGGACGUGGAACAUGAUGUUUCUGCUGGGAGUUUUAGUGCCAUGGUGUUCCCCUCUAGCGCUCCGGACUCUCCUUUGCGUUAAACCUUUUGUACCCGAUUUGGAGUUGUCACAGGUAAACGGAACUCUAUUUCCAAAACGCAGUAGCGAGACCCAAACUAUGUGGUCGCUGUUGCUAAAGCUAUGGCGGCAUGUUUCCAAAGAGAGAACGAGAUUUGAGACUGAACCGGAUACAGGACUUUUAGGUAAAGGUCUAAGCAGGCAGGCGAACCGCGUCUGGAACUACGGAGCUGUCGGUGGUCUGGGCUCACUGGCACUUCUGCUAGUGUUCCCGCUAGUGGCACUGGCUGCGAGUGCGCUGGCACUGGCUGCGGCCAUCAGCGUGCCGCUGUGGCUACCGGCACUUGUACUUGGACUGCACACCUUGAACGCGCUGCUUUACGACCUCGACUGUCCCGACCCGCCGCGGCUCAACAGAUGGUUCGUCCUAUUGGAGGUGCUGAUAUGGCGCAUCGGCCUGCUCGGUGUGGUGCAGCCGAUAUUGGCGUUCAUAGUCGCUGUCUUCUUGUGUCCGCUCACCGCAUUCAUUCUGCUAGUUGGUGGCGUGAGCUGGUGGGUGAUGCGCGGUGCGUGGGAGGCGGUCGCGUGGCGUGCGCUCAUUGUGCGUGCGGCGCGCGUGCCCGCGCACGACUCGCGUUACUGCCAUCGUGUUGCCGGGCCCGCUCUGCAUUCCUUCGCCUCUUAUCAGAUUUCAGCUGCGCAAGCGUUAGCAGCGGUGUGUGCCAGGGGCGAGCUAGAAGCACUGUCGCUAUGGGCGGCUGACGUCGAAGCGGCCAUCGAGCGUCCCUUGCGAGACUACGAGCAUUUCGUCGAUGCGUGUUUCGGACCGUUUUCUGUUCAAAUAGCUAAGACUGGGUCAUACAAGCAAGUGGAGAAAGAGUGCGGCGAGUUGGUUUGGUCUGCGAGAGAGAAACUAUCGGCAAGGCGGCGUGACCUCGCUCUGCCGCUCAGUGACGCGGCGCGUGCUCGCGUGCGCAUGUUGCCUCAGGAGCUUAGGAAAGCAGUACACGCGUCUGCGGUAGAGUUAGCGCGUAUGUGGGGAGAAGCGGCGCGAGGCGAGGAAUGGUGGUCGGCUCGCGGGCUCGAACCUGGGGACUGGCAUGCCCUGGCCGCUAACACGCUGGUCGAGGUUUUCGACGCGGAAAUCCUAGUAGCGUUAGAGGAAGGUGAAGCUAGAGUGGCCCUGGAGUCAGGCGCGGGCGCGGUGCGGUGGCACGACCUCACGGCCAAACACCCCGCGCCCCCUGACGUCAUCGCAGAGAGGGACGACUGGAGACCCGCACCGGGUGUAUGGGGUGAUUGGAGCGGCACGCCUGCUCCUAGAGUGCCCCCUCCAUCGCUGGACGUGGCGGCCUUUAGUCCACGCGCCCAGCCACACCAACCGCUGCCAACGCCGGCGGUGGUCGCGUUGGUCCUUCACAACAGGGAGUCCGAUAAUCCUGUUUCGUUGGAUUCAGAACUAUGUGCCGAUAUAUUGAAGACUUUAGAAGACGCGCCCGACUGCGAUGAUAGAAGAGAUGGCGUGGAAAGGUAUAGAGGCGGAGGUAGUGAGGCCACGAGUGAAACCAGCGGAUCCGACACGCCCGAAGACGAAGGGUCCCGCGUCCUGCCGCCCACUGCCGCUACACCCGACUCCGCUCUGUGCAGAAUAUCGCCCAGCACAGCAAGAGCCGCCUGUAGAUGGACAUUAACUGGGCGAGGGGUUCGUUUAAGAGCGGACCUGGCGAGCCCUGAAGACGUCACGCUUGACACCGACAGACACGUGGGUACUUCGGUUUGAGGUUUUAUGAAUAAGGACGUAAGGUUGAGAUUACUAUGCUGAGAUUAUUUACUUACGCCCAUUUAACAUGUAUCCAAUUUUAGAUUUUGUAUGCGGAAAAAUAUCGUACGUAAUUUUGCAUUGUCACUUCCAGUUUGAUUUUAGCGUGCUUGCGUCUUUAACAAAAUCUUUAUGUCGGAUAUGGUGCAUAAAGAGUCAUCAUCAGAAUCAUAUCGAUUCUUUGCCGGUCCUCCCAAUGAGAAGGGGUUUAGGCCGUAGUCCACCACGCUGGCCCAGUGCG
Pararge aegeria (speckled wood butterfly) is the source of this 4074-nucleotide messenger RNA. RefSeq lists its product as uncharacterized. Bases 312 to 3794 code for a protein of 1160 amino acids. The transcript has 22 exons. Lineage: Eukaryota; Metazoa; Arthropoda; Insecta; Lepidoptera; Nymphalidae. The record is from RefSeq and is a predicted model, not a curated record.